This is a messenger RNA of Solanum lycopersicum (tomato), 1601 nucleotides long. RefSeq names its product pathogenesis-related thaumatin-like protein 3.5. Gene Ontology annotation, cellular component: extracellular region. Gene Ontology annotation, biological process: defense response. NCBI's taxonomy places the organism in Eukaryota, Viridiplantae, Streptophyta, Magnoliopsida, Solanales, Solanaceae. The record is from RefSeq and is a predicted model, not a curated record.
AGGAAUCACCUCUUAUUGGGGCCAUCCAUAAUACAAAGAAAUGCUAAAUCCAUAUGUAUGGUGUUGCAGCUGAUGAAUAAACAUAAGCAACUUAACAAUAUGGAUUUUGUAUCAAAUAUGUCAAAUUCCUUCCACCUAUAAAUAUGGUAGGGUGGUUCAUUUUCGUUUAAACUUUAUUUUUCCCAGAAAUAUUUAGCUAUAAACUAAGGGACCAUAAUAAUAUGCUCACAAUAACUUCCUGGAAAGAGCUUUCAAUUACCUUGCUUUUCUGCGUGUUGAUUUCUCAUUCGUUCGCCUCGACUUUCACCAUUACUAACAACUGUCCUUAUACAAUAUGGCCUGGAACAUUGUCUGGUUCCUCAUCACCUCAACUUUCCACGACGGGCUUUCAAUUGAAUGCUGGCCAAAGCGUCAGGAUUCCAAGUGUAGCGGGAUGGUCAGGUCGCAUUUGGGCAAGGACUGGCUGCAUUUUUGAUGAGUCUGGUGUUGGCUCUUGUCAAACAGGUGACUGUGGUGGUAAGCUUGAAUGUGAUGGGCUUGGUGCAACACCACCUGCCUCUCUCUUCGAGAUAACUCUAGGGACGGGAGAUACCAAAGAUUUCUACGAUGUCAGCAUUGUUGAUGGUUAUAAUCUGCCAAUGGUUGCAACCCCACAGGGAGUUCCUGGUGGAUGCAAUGCCACUGGAUGUGUUUCCAAUCUUAACAUGGGUUGUCCCAAAGAACUUCAAGUGGUGGGUGGAGAUGGAGGAGGAAAUGUAGUAGCAUGCAAGAGUGCAUGUGAGGCUUUUGGUUUAGAUCAGUAUUGCUGUGCCGGAGAGUUUGCCAAUCCAACAACUUGUCGUCCAUCAUUCUAUUCAAGCGUCUUCAAAAGAGCUUGUCCAAGGGCUUAUAGCUAUGCAUAUGAUGAUGGCACCAGCACUUUUACCUGCAAGGCUUCUGACUACGCAAUCAUCUUCUGUCCCAUGAAUGGGGUGAAGAGACCCAACGGUGGAGAAACAACUCCACCUAUUGAAGAAAGUAGAAUGGAGAAGUUCCCAGCGAUGGUCUCAUCGUCAAACAUUCUCCUUCCCUUCCCCAUGCUGAUUGGGCUGUUAUUUCAGUUUAUAUCUCUAUAAAUAAGUCAAACAGCAUAAAUCAGGAUAUGCUUUGGCAUAACGAGAGAACGGAGCUGAAUUUGAAUGGACAUAUGACAAAAUUAAGGAAUGUUAUCUUGAGAAAAAACAAUACAAAUGACAACUUAUUUACAAUAUCAACAGUGUCUUGUACUACAACAUUAUGUCUCUAUAUUUGAUUUAUAGCAUCACAUUCUGUGCACUGACAAAAGUAUUGAAAAUCAGAUAAUUCGUUGAAUCAAACCAACAAACCUCUAAAUUCACCCCACAGGACAAAUACAAAGGAAAAGCAAAUCACUUUCAGAGACUGAAGCUCAUCGACAUUAGAAUUUUUAUGGUAAUAUGGAGGAUAAUCAUGAGAAAAUCUUGCAAAUAAUACAUAUUAUGUGGCCUCUACCAAUUAUAUAGCUUCCUAAAGACUACUUUCAUUAGCUUUUAAAAAAUAUGAUCAGUAUAUGUAUACAAAGAACAGAAGAAAAAGAAAGAAAA